CGGAAAUGCUGUGAUAAAAAGAGGGGCGCGGGGGAAAAGUAGGGAGAAGCUCUGGACUCAUUCCUUCUCCCCCACUCCGCACCCGCAACUUCCCCGGCAACCCUCGGGCACACGGGCGCCGGCCGGAGCCCGUGGGAGAGGAGAGGAGCCGCAGCAGCCGCCACCUGCCGCAGCCACCUGCCCCGGCCCGGCCCGGCUCAGCACAGCGCCUGCCGCCGAGCGAGGCUGCCUUCCAAGGAUUCCUGGUCUCUGUGCAUGUGAGGUGUGAAGGUGGGCGGGACCCCAAGCAACAAAUCAUGGAUUUUGUUAUGAAACAAGCUCUAGGAGGGGCUACCAAAGACAUGGGAAAGAUGCUGGGUGGGGAUGAGGAGAAAGACCCAGAUGCUGCUAAGAAAGAAGAGGAACGACAGGAAGCCCUUCGGCAACAAGAGGAAGAGAGGAAAGCCAAAUAUGCCAAGAUGGAGGCUGAAAGAGAAGUUAUGAGACAAGGGAUUCGAGACAAGUAUGGGAUAAAGAAGAAGGAAGAAAAGGAAGCAGAGGCGCAGGCUGCACUGGAAGCUAAUGCUGAAGGGAGUCUGACACGCCCAAAGAAGGCGAUCCCUCCUGGCUGUGGGGAUGAGGAGGAGGAAGAAGAAGAGAGCAUCCUAGACACAGUCAUCAAAUACUUACCAGGCCCCCUGCAGGACAUGUUCAAGAAGUAAUAGCUGCAGACUGUUAGAUGGGCAUAAACAGUACUGCAAAGGAUUUCUCUUUUGCCCAAUGGGGAUUUACAAUCUUGCCAUUCAUCCCGCAGUCCUCCCCACCUCUGCCCUCUACUGCUCACUAGGAGUCCCUUCGCUUCCCAUUCCCUUCUGACUGCCUCUUUCCCUUUCCUCCACCCCCAGACUCAUCCAUUCCUUUAUUUUGUAUAUAGUCCAGUAGAUGCCUCUGAAUGGAUGUAAAGAUUAAAAAGCUGCAGACUACACAACUUUUAUUAUAAGCCAUAGUACUAUGUAUGUUAAAUAAGGCAACUGCACAUCAGGCAUAGAAAAGGAACAAUCUCAUUUCCAUCCAAUGCAAGAAGGAGUGUUCACUAAGUAUGAACAGUGGCCUCUUUAAUUUUUAAAAAUUAUAUUAUUUUUAUUAUUGAUAAUAAUUAGUCAUUAUUGUAAUAUUCCUAUUGAUUGGAUCACAUUAGCCAUUUUUUGUUGAGCACAUCUGCUCUUGGAAGGGAUAUCUCAGUUCUCCCAUGGAAGCAGAGCUUUUCUGUUUUAAUUCCAUCCAUGACAUAAAUAAAAGAUCGUUUGGAAAGUAAAUCAUGCAUGACUUACACAGCUGACAUCACUCAGAACUGUGGAAGAAGUGAGUCAUCUGCCCUCAGAUACUGUAGAAGUUAAAUGCCUCAGAAUCUAAGCAAGAGUCAUGUUACUUUGGGAAUUAGCCAUAUAUUUACCUUGAAUGAGCAAAUUGGUCAGGCACUUGCCAUACAGAGAGCUGAAACCAUAGGAGAGUGCAUAGUGCUCUGGUAGAGGACCUCCCCAACCCCUCUGAAGCCAAUGACAAGUGUAUUUGCUGCUCUUUUUAACCAAUCUUUCUGCCGUAUUCAACCAUCCCAUUCCCAGCAGUGCUUGUGGGUUGGACGUUUGGGUUCCAGCAUAUUGUAGUAGCUGUGUCCUGCCCACCCUUUCCUGCAGUGUGUGGGAGUGUGUGGUGGCCUGAAUGUGAGUCAUGGCAGAUCCAUAAAUAUCUAUGAUGUUUAUUGUGCUAAAUUACUGCAUUGCCUUGGGGAGGUCACUUGUUUUCUGCCCCACUGAGCUUCUACACCUGUAAAAUGAAGGUUUCAGUCUCUACCUACAACAAAGGCAUGAAGUGAGGAUGCUUCUCCAGUGCUGUGCAGGAGCUAAUUAAUAUUACAGCAGUGUGUGGUAUCCCUUGAUGCUAGCAGGGUGGGAGAAAAUGUUUUUCUCACCAUUAUCUUUGUGGCCUUUUGCAGACACAGGUACAGAGGUCUCCUCAAUGAAACAUUGGAGAUAUCACAAAACUGCGUAAGAAAAUCCAAAUUCUAUGGGAGAUGUUGACUUGCUAAUACAUACAUAGAUUCAAUAUAUAUAUAUACCUAUUUUGAACACAAGUCCUCAUGAUCAGUUAUCUGGCUUGUCAUCUGAAGAACUAAUCCUGAUAUUUUGCAUCUGGCUAGGUCUCUGUAGUUGAUGCUGUGAGACCAUCAUGCCAUCUCAGUCUCACCGUAUUGUCAGGAAAAUUAGGAUUUGUCUGGCAGAACUAGCAUUGCUUGUCCCUGUCCUGAGAGAAACAAAAAUAUCCUAAGUACAUGGAUGAGAUUUGAAAGCAAAUACACUCUUUCUGCUGGCAAAGAAAAGGAGGAUAAUCUCAGAUAUUUCACUAGGUACCUAAAUUAAGCAUUUUAUUUCAAUGGACCUUCUUUGCACUGGUUCAGUGUAAGUGAGUUUAGGCAAACAUUUCAGUAUUUUCCUAAAUAAGAUACUUUAGAAGACAUUUACACCUUUUCAGGUAAACAGAAAUCUGUACCAUGGUUAAGGAAUUGAGCAUGAGAGCUCUGUACCUUCCAGUAGCAUCUGUUUUAAUAGGGAAAAAGUAUUUUGAAAGAGAAUAAAUAUAGCAUGCUCUCCUUGCACAAUUUUUAUUCAGGCUCAAGUAAUUUCAAACACACCUUUCUAUUGAAUCCAACGUGGAGGCUGAAGAGGUUUGACUGAUAUACAAGUCAGAAAAAGUUGAUAAGGAUACAACUUGUUUCAGGCUGGAUCUAUGAACAAGACUUGUUGGUUCUAGUACAAGCUGCCAAGGGCUACCCAGAGGAAAGAGAAGGCAGGUUUUACUCAUUUGGAUAAUGUCAGGGGAACUUUUUUCCCCCAUAACUUUCAUUUAAAGCAAGAUGAAUGUCUCCCUCCUAAGACUUUUAAUGAUCCAGAACACUCUAUGAAUCUGUGCUUGGGUAUAGCAUGGUAGUGUUGAACAAUUUACCAUUUCUAGGCAGAAUGUCCUACUCAGCUCAUGCAAAUUCAGCAACUAGUAAUUUGAGCCUAUUUAAGUAAAUCUCACAGAAUUGAAAACUCUGAGACAAAAGGAGCGCUCGUUUUGAUGCUCUGCCACAGAGUAUCCAACAUCCCCAAAAGCUAAAAGGCAGAGCCUGGCUCUUCAGCCACUUACUGGUAGCUGGAUCUCCUAACCUAGAUCACUGACAUAAAGAUGUCAAUACCUUUGAAAUGCCCUGAUUAAUCUCUGCGCCAUGCAUCCUCUAGUACAUAAGCAGGACCAGCAGAAGUGUGCCUGUGCUAAAAGGAAUGUGUCCAUUCGUAUAUUCUCCUGGACUUGUGCUGCAGAGCUCUGCAAACAAACAAAUAAACAAACGAGAAGAUAAUCUUAUUCCACUUUACUUUGGUUUUUCUCUACUACUUGUUUGCUGACCUUUCCCUAACUCCCAUCACUGACUCCCUUCCUCAUCCAACCAAAUACUGUUCCUGAUAUAAGAUCAGAAUUUUCUGCCUAGCAUCCUCCUUGCAGAAUGUUAAUACUGAUUGUUUUCACAGUCUCUCUGGUAGCUUGAUGUGCAGGUCUGUGCACUCCUCUGUGGAAGGUGAGGAAAUUGGAGAAGAAAGGAAGAAGAGAGAGAGAGAGAAAGGAAGACUGGUACUGUUCUUGAUAACUGUGCCUCAGCAGCUGUGACACUGAAUGAGUGGUCUAAGUCAGGAUCCUGUGUAGCCUGUACUGAAAUUUCUUAAGGAGGUACUGCUAUCCCUGGGCUCAGAGCACUAAAAAUACUGCCCUUGUGAGCUGAGCUCCUGAUCUGUGUGAACAUCUGGACUGAACCCCUGAAGAAGGCUAUAGGAUCUCCAUGCUGAGUCUGGUAGGCCUCAUUCCAGGGUCACAAAGCAGGAGGUAAGGGAGGGUGUUUUAUUAAAUAAUGUUUACUUAAGUCUUUUUUGUUGUGGGAGCUUCCCAGCUCAACCAUCUCAUCACUUCUGUGUCUCAACUCGCCACACCUGCAGCAGCCCUUCCUCCACUGACAACAGAGAGUUAAUCCCAUUUUCCUUUUCUUGCCAUAAGAAACAUGUGAGAAAAUCUACCACAGGUACUGGAUAGGUUUUGCCUGGUUUUGCCUCACAUAACUUUUGGCACUCCUCAAGUCAUUACAUGGUCCCAAAGUGCCUAAGCCAUGCUGAACAGACUCAAGAGCAAGGCACUCUCCCAUCUCUUCUGCCUGUCUAUUUCCCUUCCGACUCAGAACUGGUAACAAGGGACACAGACACCUUUGACUCACGUAUGGAAGUUAAAAGCAUUGUCUCACACACUCCCCCUUGGCACUCAAGCAGGUGAUGAAGCACUUAAGAGACCAAAGAGAAGCAUGGUUCAUUGUUUGGAUUCUGAAUAUCUUUUUGUCUUUCAUGACAUUGUUUUAUUUGCAUCACUGGUCUGUUCAAUCUCAGGUAAAUGAGGUAUUUUAGUUUUAUAACUGGUUUUUAUUUACACAGAAAGGUUGUUGGCUAGACACUGCAGUCAUUUUCCCUCACAGCUCCAAGACCUUACUGGGUUAGUAAAAAAAUAGUCAAAGGGCCUUCACAUUUGGAGGGUAAAUGAUUAAGUUUGCCAUUGACCUUGUGAACUCACAUUUAUAUGUAGAGAAAGCCAUAUGAAAUCAGACUGCAAUAUCAAUGCUACUCUUGUGUUUAAAAUUAAUAAAACAAAAUAUAAGAUCAUGUGCUUAAUCACUUUGGAGUUCCUCUAUGUUUCUAGUAUCAUACGUUGGCUAGAUCCCUCCCAACCUCUCUCCUUCAUCAAGAAACACCAUACCAGUGCUGCUGAAUACAUCUUUUUGCCAAGCUUUUUGUGCUAGAACAAGCAUUGUUAGAAAUUAACUGUUGUGAUCUAAAUGUAAUGUCUUAUGUAUCUGAAAGUUGUCUGUAUUUGUUCUGAAUAUAUGUUAUCAAGAUAACUGUUUCCUCAUGCACUGAGUUAGUAAAAUGUUUCAGUACUGUCAUUAAAAAAAUUGCCUGUUUUCUCUCUUUCACACACACAGAGCAAAAUUUAACUUAGCCAUGCAUUUUCUAGUAGAAAUGCUCCCCAGCUUUCUUUCAGAUGCAUGCAGUACUUGAGGAUGAUUAAAAGUAGAGACAUUGUGAAUGUGAUCUUAAUUUGUUGUUUUCCUGGUAUUUUUUCCUGCAUGAUGUGGGUAAAUGGUAUGAUGUUCUUUUAAAAUGGAAUCACAGCCAAUAAAAAACCCCAGUGAUUUCAUAAA
Messenger RNA from Corvus hawaiiensis (hawaiian crow), 5251 nucleotides. It is a transcript of the gene CPLX1, whose product is annotated as complexin 1. Bases 297 to 701 code for a protein of 134 amino acids. The record is from RefSeq and is a predicted model, not a curated record. Gene Ontology annotation, molecular function: syntaxin binding. Gene Ontology annotation, cellular component: terminal bouton; SNARE complex. Gene Ontology annotation, biological process: regulation of neurotransmitter secretion; synaptic vesicle exocytosis; neurotransmitter transport. NCBI's taxonomy places the organism in Eukaryota, Metazoa, Chordata, Aves, Passeriformes, Corvidae. The transcript is spliced from 4 exons.